This is a messenger RNA of Canis lupus familiaris (dog), 1254 nucleotides long. It is a transcript of the gene HMGB2, whose product is annotated as high mobility group box 2. Gene Ontology annotation, cellular component: nucleus. The transcript is spliced from 5 exons. The record is from RefSeq and is a predicted model, not a curated record. Gene Ontology annotation, molecular function: DNA binding, bending. Lineage: Eukaryota; Metazoa; Chordata; Mammalia; Carnivora; Canidae. Gene Ontology annotation, biological process: regulation of transcription by RNA polymerase II. The coding region runs from base 240 to 872 and encodes 210 amino acids.
UGGGGCCUGCGGGAGUUUGAAUAAUCACCAGAACCAAUCAGAGGGGCGGGGGUGUGGCCUGUGGCCCGGCUCGUCAAGUUGCCGUGGCGCGGAGAACUCUGCAAAACAAGAGGCAGAGGAUUGCGUUAGCGAUAAACCAGUUCACGCCGGAGCCCUGGGAAGGAAGCGUCUCUGCUGGCUCCGGCCUCUCCGCGGGACUCUGAGGAAAAGCCGCCACCAGGCCGACGCCGCCCGGCACCAUGGGUAAAGGAGACCCCAACAAGCCGCGGGGCAAGAUGUCCUCGUACGCCUUCUUCGUGCAGACCUGCCGGGAAGAGCACAAGAAGAAGCACCCGGACUCUUCGGUCAAUUUCGCUGAAUUCUCCAAGAAAUGUUCGGAGAGAUGGAAGACCAUGUCUGCAAAGGAAAAGUCGAAAUUUGAAGAUAUGGCAAAAAGUGACAAAGCUCGCUAUGACAGGGAGAUGAAAAAUUAUGUUCCUCCCAAAGGUGACAAGAAAGGAAAGAAGAAAGAUCCCAAUGCUCCUAAAAGGCCUCCGUCUGCUUUCUUCCUGUUUUGCUCUGAACAUCGCCCAAAGAUCAAAAGUGAACACCCUGGUUUAUCCAUCGGGGACACUGCAAAAAAGCUGGGUGAAAUGUGGUCUGAACAGUCAGCCAAAGAUAAACAACCAUAUGAACAGAAAGCAGCUAAGCUAAAGGAGAAAUAUGAAAAGGAUAUUGCUGCAUAUCGCGCCAAGGGCAAAAGUGAAGCGGGAAAGAAGGGCCCUGGCAGGCCAACGGGUUCAAAGAAGAAGAAUGAACCAGAGGAUGAGGAGGAAGAGGAAGAGGAGGAAGAAGAUGAAGAUGAUGAGGAAGAGGAGGAAGAUGAGGAAUAAAUGGCUAUCUUGUAAUAUGUGUGGAGUGUGCGUGUGUGCUCAGGCAAUUGUUUUGCUAAGAAUGUGAAUUCAAGUGCAGCUCAAUAUUAGCUUCAGUAUAAAAACUGUACAGAUUUUUGUAUAGCUGAUAAGAUUCUUUGUAGAGAAAAUACUUUUUUAAAAAUGCAGGUUGUAGCUUUUUGAGGGGCUACUACAUACAGUUAGAUUUUAAAGCUUCUGAUGUUGAAUGUUUCUAAAUAUUUAAUGGUUUUCUUAAUUUCUUGACUUGUGUAUUGUAGCACAGCAGACUUGUAGGAAUUAGUAUCAAUAGUAAAUUUUGGGUUUUUUAGAAUGUUGCAUUUUGUUUUUUAAAAAAAAUUUUGUAAUAAAAUUAUGUAUAUUA